Molecule: messenger RNA, 858 nt
Organism: Penicillium longicatenatum
Lineage: Eukaryota; Fungi; Ascomycota; Eurotiomycetes; Eurotiales; Aspergillaceae
Product: SAP domain-containing protein
Exons: 1
Coding region: 1-858 (285 amino acids)
Biological process (GO): poly(A)+ mRNA export from nucleus
Cellular component (GO): nucleus
Source: RefSeq, a predicted model, not a curated record
AUGGCCACCGACUACAGCAAGAAGACCAACGCCGAGCUUGUGGAGAUCCUUAAAGCCCGCUCCCUUGCUCACACCGGCAAAAAGGCCGAUCUAGUAGCCCGCAUCCAGGAGGACGACGAGAAGACGUCGGGAGCUCCCGCUGCAGCUCCCGCCACAGCUUCCAAGACCGACGCUGCAGAGGAUGUGAUCGACUGGGAUGACGACGUACCCGCCGAGACCGCCGUGACCGAGCAGCCUGCUACUGAGGCAGGCGCCAACGCCAUUGCUGCUGGCGGCAAGGGCGCUGUCGCCAACCCGGUUGCCGUUCCCAACCAGCAACUCGACACUGAUCCUGCUGCCACCGACGACCUGAAGGUGGAGUCCACCGGCGACGUCGAAUCUGCUGCCGCAAAAAUCGCUGCAGAGGCCGAGAAGAAGCCCGCUGUUGAUUACACUCGUGGUCUGCCUGCAACCGAGCUGGACGAAGAGUUGCGCAAGCGCAAGGCCCGUGCCGAGAAGUUUGGCAUCAUCGAGGAUUCGGAGACUGCAUUGAAGGAGGCUGAGAAGUCGCUCGCACGCGCCAAGCGCUUUGGUACUACCACCGAAGGCGACAGCGCUGCUAGCGCAAGUGUGAAGGGCCUUGAUCAGGCGCUCCCUGAUGAGAAGUCGCGCAAGCGGGCUCGCACUGAGCAAGGUGGUCAAGGUGGCCGGGGCGGUAAGCGUCGUGAUCACGGUCGCAACCGUAACCGACGUGGAGAUGACCAGAAUCGCCGCGGUGGAAAUAAUGGAGCUAGCGCUUCGAAUGGCCAGAAGAACCCGAAUGACAAGGACAGAUUGGCUGCGGAGGCGCGCAAGAAGCGGUUUGCGACUGCGGCUUGA